ACUUGUGGGAUGUAAACAAACAGAACAGUUUAUUGAUAAUGUUGAUAACCAAAGCCGGCUAACUUUAAAAUUCAAUAUUUUUCAUGCAACAGGUACUUUUUAAAUGAAUAAUCCGAUGAAUGGUGUAUUGUAAUUUGAAAAAAUUUGGCUGACAAAGAAAAAUACGUUUGUGUUGUGAUGAAAACCCCUUAAAUAUAUUGACGCACGUGUCAACAAUAUGGAUUUAUCAGAUUGUUUUUCUGAAGAGAAAUCCGAGCAGGGCAUGCUUGGAACUUCCAGUGAUCAAGUUACCUCAAACCAGUUCAAUAAUAAUAUCUCGUUCAAGAUCGAAAAUGGUGCUUAUCCGUCUGAUCAAGAAAAUGACGAGCCUUACGAAAUUCAAUGUGAAACUGAUGAGCAGUUUACGAAAAAUGAAGACGUGUGCGUCGCAUGUGGAUAUAUCUCAGCGUACGAAUUUUUUAGUUUCCCGAUUAAUGCUGAUAUUCGACAGCAAUGGGCGAAGUUUUGUGAUAUGAAUUUAGAUAAAAUAAAACCACAUUUUCGCCUUUGCGAUGGACAUUUUAAACCCGAAGACUAUCAAAUCUCGAUGCAACGUAGAGUAUUGAUGCCAACAAGUGUUCCAACCUUACGACCAAAAGUGAAACACAACUUCACGCCUUCGAUUAGUCAGAGCUUUCAAUUCGGUACAGAUAUGAAUACUUUUUCAAAGCCAACGUUGAAUAUAAACACAUCGCAAAAUACGAUAUGCAGCUCGGACAUUGAAAGAAACACUACCACCACCGAUGUUCGUAAUAAACGAUUGCGCAGGAAUUUUAAAGAUAUUACGAAUAAUCAGGACAGCAUUCCUCCUAAGGCAGCGAAAUUGACAAACUUGAAACUUGGAAAGUAUCAGCUAUUAGAGAAAAAUUUACGAUCCGAUAUCUUCAGAUUGAAGAUACGAUGUUCUCGUCUCGAAGAUACUGUUUCCAACUUUAAAAAUGAAAUCAAGCAACAGGUUGAAGAAUGCUUCGUUACACGAGCAAAUAAUGCCGGAAAUGUUGCGAGAGAUAUUCAAAACUCGACUUCAUCGAUUAACGCUUCUUCAGAAAAUUCGAGACACAAUCUUCGUAUUACGGAGGUACGAACUGAUCAACGUUCUGUAAAAGAUGCGCUUGUAGGAUCUGCCGAACGGGUUACCGAAGAUGGUUACCUUUCGGAUUCGAGCAUGCCUUGCCUAGAAAUAUCCAUCGACGAUCCUCAGAGAGUAGAAGUAAAGCAAGAAUUAUUUACCGAAGAAGUUAUGCUCGAUGUACCUGCCGAAAAGGUUGCCGAAGAUAAUCACUUUGUGAAUUCGACAAUUUCUCCCCGAGAAAUAUCUACCGACCGUCUUCAAAAUGCGAAGGCAAUCCUUAAACCAUUUUCCAUAAGAGUAACGAACGCAGAAACUUCCAGAAAUGUAACUGAAAAUAAUCGCUAUCCUUUGACUACGUCUUCAGAAAAUUCGAAUAGUAGUCCUGGCAGUACAGAGGAUCCACCUGCGCAACAUUUCGAAAAAGUCACACCUCCGGAACCGGAAUAUUCUGACGAAAAUAGUCAAUCUCCAAAUUCUACCAUUCCUUCCUCAGAAAAGUCGUUAGAGAGUCGUGAUAACGCAGAGGCGCGAGCAGGAUGCUCAAAAACUCAAGAAAACUCCGGUCGCCGUCCGAUGCCUCGAUCUGCAAAACAGAAAAAACAUCUCCCAAACGUAAAAAAGCCAACGCGAAACUCCAGCAAUGAUUCAAACAAGGCGAAGGAACGGAUGCUGGACUCAUUGCCUUACUGCUGCGAUAUUUGUGGUAGUAAAUUUACCUAUAAACGUGAUUGGACAAGACAUCAGCAAGAACAUUCGAAGCCGUUUCAAUGCCAAGUCUGUGACAAACAGUUUGCUGAAAAAAUCCGUUUUAUUAGACAUGGAUUGACUCACAGUGAAAAGAAACGCUACAAAUGCGGCAUUUGUGAUGCACGAUUCAAGUACAAUUGCAAUAAAUUGGAGCACGAACGCGUACAUGUGGAAGGAGCUCGUUACGAGUGCACUGUUUGCGGAAAAAAGGUAUCCCGGAAACACUCUCUCAUUGAGCACCUGAGAAUACAUUCCGGUGUGAAACCGUUUUCUUGCCAGACGUGUAGCAGAAGUUUUACUCAAAAAAAUCAUCUUACUCAGCACCAACGAACGCAUAGCGAAGAGAAACCCUUCGAAUGCCGCAUAUGCAACCAACAAUUCAAGCAUAAUCGUAAUUGUGCAAGGCACGAAAGAGCCCACGUGGAGGGCAAUCGUUUUGAGUGUGCACAUUGCGGCAACAAAUUCCGCGAUAAGCACGACCUAACCAAUCACAUAUCAUUUAAAUGUACUUAAAUAUCAACGAUUGAGUACCUCUACCUAUCUAAUUUGUAUUUCUUUGUUUUGUUUUUUUUUCCAAUGUGAAGAAAACUUGUCUUGAUACUUGACGGAUUUCUGAAAUUCAGUUUAUUUUCAGUGAUAAGCGCGUAAAUGCCUUA
Planococcus citri (citrus mealybug) is the source of this 2514-nucleotide messenger RNA. Its product is annotated as zinc finger protein 37-like. Gene Ontology annotation, biological process: regulation of transcription by RNA polymerase II. NCBI's taxonomy places the organism in Eukaryota, Metazoa, Arthropoda, Insecta, Hemiptera, Pseudococcidae. The transcript is spliced from 11 exons. The coding region runs from base 218 to 2371 and encodes 717 amino acids. Gene Ontology annotation, molecular function: DNA-binding transcription factor activity, RNA polymerase II-specific; RNA polymerase II cis-regulatory region sequence-specific DNA binding. The record is from RefSeq and is a predicted model, not a curated record.